Oncorhynchus kisutch (coho salmon) is the source of this 7866-nucleotide messenger RNA. RefSeq lists its product as uncharacterized. The transcript has 9 exons. The record is from RefSeq and is a predicted model, not a curated record. The coding region runs from base 25 to 6597 and encodes 2190 amino acids. Gene Ontology annotation, molecular function: protein binding. Gene Ontology annotation, biological process: positive regulation of transcription elongation by RNA polymerase II. NCBI's taxonomy places the organism in Eukaryota, Metazoa, Chordata, Actinopteri, Salmoniformes, Salmonidae.
CUCUACGUGCAGGCCAUCUAUCUGAUGCUGUCUGGUCCAAACAAGGUGGAGGCCAAGAAGAGGAGGAUGUGGAGGUACCGUCUGCCUGGCUUUGAGUUGAGGCUCCUGGAGGAACUACAGAGACAGAAGCACAACAGUCUCUACUGUGAUACCCUGUUACAGACUGAUGGAUUGUCAGUCCCGGCCCACAGCUGCAUCCUGGCUGCCCUGAGCCCCUACCUGUCCAAUGCCCUGUCCAACCAGUCAUCCCCCCUCCCGGCUGGGCAGAGAUGGCCACUCAAGCUCCAGGCUGUGAAGGCCCAGACCCUGCUGAAGCUGGUGGAUCUCCUGUACUCCGGAGAGCUGGAGGGAGAGGGCACCAUGGAACAAGAAGAGGUUAUGGCCGCUGCCUGUAAGCUGGGCAUAGGCCGCUUGGUGGAGGGGUGGAAGGACCGGGGGAGGGAGGGAGAGGGGGAGGAGGAGAGGAGGUGCAGUCUCAGAGAUGUGGGGGUGCAGACGGAGGGAGGAGAGACACAGGUGGGGGCAUUGGUGGAGAUGGGGACACAGACUGUGGACUGUAAUGGAGGUAUUUACAUGACUUUCCUCAGUCCUCUCCCUGAUGCUCUCCCUACACCCCUCCUACUAGUCCAGAGCAGCAGUGAAGGCCAGCAGCACACAACUCACACGGCACUCCCUUUCCUGAGUCCCCAGAUUAUGACCCCCACUUCACACCCCAGUUCCACUCCACCCAGCGUCAAAGCACCGGUCAACUGUGGAACAGCUCCCUUUAGAACCCACCCUCAGACCUCCGAACCGGAGGUCACAAACCUCUCAUCGUCCUCUGUUGUCCUGAGCGGUGACAUGGUCACCCAGGGUGACGAUUCGGACCACCCCACAACACCCCGGGAGGAAAGUGCCGUCCCAGAAUGCUCUGUGGCGGAGAACGUUGUGACGGAGAGGAGGAUGGAGAAGAAGAGGGAGCAGCAGCUGACAUCACACACUGGGAGAGCAGAGGAAGGAGGAACAGGGGAGUGUCUGGAGAGGAGAGGUGUGGUUGGGAGGAAGUGGCUGAGCGGACAGAGGCUGGAGAACACUCAGAUCUCCAUCAAGGUCAAGCUGAGGAGGAGGACCAGGGGACAGCUGUGGGAGCUGGUCAGUGGGCAGGAGACGGACGGAACCAUCUCACCUGGUCAGGGGCAGGAGACAGACGGAACCGUCUCACCUGGUCAGGGGCAGGAGACAGACGGAACCGUCUCACCUGGUCAGGGGCAGGAGACAGACGGAACCGUCUCACCUGGUCAGGGGCAGGAGACAGACGGAACCGUCUCACCUGGUCAGGGGCAGGAGACAGACGGAACCAUCUCACCAGGUCAGAGGCAGGAGAGGGACGGAACCAUCUCACCUGGUCGGAGGCAGUUGGUCCUCGCUGCUCUGAAGAAGGAAACGCAUGAUCGCAUGAGGACAAGACAACUACCACGCCAGCCUCUCCCCCCGCCCCAGUCCCCAGCCCUCCCCUGGUGCUCUAACCUCGACACAGCUUUCCUCACCCCUCCACCCCGAUCCCGCCCCCAACUCACCUCCAAAACCACCACCACCCAGUCAACCUCCCUCAAACACUGCAGCUCCACCCAACAACCGACUCCACACCCAACACAUGAACCACAGCUCGCCUUGCCCCAGCCUCCGGUAGAGGAUUCGGAUGAGCAGAUUGAGAAGAUGCUGGAAGACAUCAUGAUGGGGUUGAACAUACUGCCCCCUGUGGUUCUGGAUAGGGACUGCGACCAACGCCACCAUCUCCAAAGCCACGACAGACCGUCGGCCUGCUCCUGCUCGCAUCAUCCCGUCCACGCAAGGCACGGCGCAGUUGGCUCGGCUUCUCGUUGCGUGUGUUCCCAUGUUCCAAUGACAGGAAGUGAUGAUGCGUCGUCAACUGAAACAGCCUUCCACUCCAUCACCUCCUCCCAUUUCGUCACCACGACAACCUCCUGCACAGUCACCCCUGACCUUUACCUGGACCCACAACCUCUGACCCCUCACCAAUGUUCCACCUAUCACCCCUCCACCCCCCUCUCUCAUCCUCACCCCCACUUCUCCUGUAAUGAUUACUCCUCUGACUGGGCCUCCUAUUGUUCAGGUGUCCAGUGCUCCUCUGAGAACGCCAAGAACCACCAGGAACUCCUGAUCCGGUUCCAGAACUCUCAAAACCAGGAACUCCAGAACUCCAAGAGCCUGGUGUUUGGAUGUGGUGGCAGCAGCAGCAUCAUGCCAGUCCACUCAGGCUCUUCACCAAGGCCUCCCCACCAGUCCCUUCCUCAGAGCCAGGCCUCUCUACUUUACGCAGGGGAAGAGGACCGAGAUCCAGGGUUCUGGGAGGGUUCUGCCCAGACGGGCGUUCCGUCGACAUACAGAGACCAUGUUUGUAAUCUGUCCUCUGCGGAUUGUCUGUCGUCCAAUGGAGACACUACUCCAAGUCAUGUGAAUGGAGACACUACUCCAAGUCAAGUGAAUGGAGGGACCAUCCCAAGUCAUAUGAAUAGAGAGGCCAUUCCAAGUCAGAGUCCGAGUCAGGCCAGUACGAAUCAGGAAGUUCCACAAGAAGAGGGACCUUCGGUCACCCCCGGUUUCCUACCCCCCUCUGAAACUGAUGCUUCUGAACCACAACAUCCAGCAUGCCCACCAGAUGCCUCUCCCUGGAGAGGACUACAUUUCCCAGAACUCCUUUCACUGCUGUCUCCAGGAAGUGAAACCCAGCCUUCCCAAUCUCCUCCUCCACAAUGGGAAGAGCUACGCCUGCCAAAAUGUCUCUCACCCUUAAAUUCACCAGAAUCCUUACCCCCACCAUCUCCGGCGAAACCCUUCCUUAAAUCCCCAUUCCGGCAUCCUGUAACUCCAUUCCAUAGAAUCCCUCAGCUGUCAAAGCUACCACCUUGGCUCUGCUGCACUCCGAGAAGACUACAGUUUCCACUGAGCUCCAUGAUCCACUCUCCACGCUCCCCAGGAAAUCUGUGUGAAUCUAAAAAAUUCCUUGGGCUGCCGUGGGAAUCCAACAACAACUCCGAGCAGAUGACUGAUGGUCAAUACAAGGCUAGCAUUAGCAACAACUCCGAGCAGAUGACUAAUGGUCAAUACAAGGCUAGCAUUAGCAACAACUCCGAGCAGAUGACUGAUGGUCAAUACAAGGCUAGCAUUAGCAACAACUCCGAGCAGAUGACUGAUGGUCAAUACAAGGCUAGCAUUAGCAACAACUCCGAGCAGAUGACUGAUGGUCAAUACAAGGCUAGCAUUAGCAACAACUCCGAGCAGAUGACUGAUGGUCAAUACAAGGCUAGCAUUAGCAACAACUCCGAGCAGAUGACUGAUGGUCAAUACAAGGCUAGCAUUAGCAACAACUCCGAGCAGAUGACUGAUGGUCAAUACAAGGCUAGCAUUAGCAACAACUCCGAGCAGAUGACUGAUGGUCAAUACAAGGCUAGCAUUAGCAACAACGCAAGACUGACCGGAAAAGAGGACGAGGAGGAGAGGAAAAGGAAGAAGGUCGCGACCACCACUACGGGGCGAAGGCUUGAGAAAGCAAAGGCGAAGAUAAGAGAGGGAGAUGAAACCUGGAAGCCCCACAGUAACAGGAAGAGAAUCCGUGUGAGGAGAAAGGAGGGUUUGGAGCCGGAGCAGGGGCGAAGGACUGAGACCCCAAAAGCAAAGACAGAGAGGAGACAGGAGGAUGAAACCUGGAGUCAACACAGGAAGAGAAUCCGUGUCAGGAGAACAGAGGGUUUGAAAGCGGAGCAGGAACAAUCAGAGGACAGUGAGACCCCAGAGCCUCCUCGGAAAAAGAGGAAACGUAACGCCUCUACAAAGAUAGAAGAUAGUCCUUUAGUGAGGACUGAAAGGGUGAAACUCAACGACAGAACGAAGACUGAGAACGGACAAGUGAAAAUAAGCCUCUGCUCUGUCAGUCUGUCAACCAACAAUGUCUUAGCGAGCGAAAGAUUAGGACGGUACCUUUCCAACACCUCCACAAAGUCUUUGUCCAGCCUUGGGGAGGAAGCCAACCCACCUCCAGAAGGAAGGGAAACGGGGAACCCAGUAAGGGUGCUCCGAGCCAGGGAUCGAGAUGUGAAAUGCCCUCCUAACGUUUGGACCGCAACCGGGAGCUGCUCCCCAGUAAAACUUCACCAAGAAGACAAGCAGUCCAACAUGUCUUCUGAAACUCCCAGUCCCUCCUUCUCCGGGUUUCAAGCUCUGGCCAAAGCAGUUGGACUGCUCCAAAUCCCACCAACACCACCCCCGAAACGGAAACGUGGUAGACCCCCCGGUAAGAUACGACCAGGAAAAAAACAGGUUUCCCAGGCUGGUGGUUUAUUCCCCACCAGUGCCAUGACAACGGGCAUCCAUGACGCAGAAGCUGUUGAGCACAAAAAGGAAAGAGGAGAAGGAGAACCUCAGGGAAAGGAAAGAGGAGAACCGCGGGGAAAGAAAAGAGGAGAACCGCGGGGAAAGAAAGGAGGAGGAGGAGAACCGCAGAGAAAGGGAGGAGGAGGAGAACCGCAGAGAAAGAAAAGAGGAGAACCACGGGGAAAGAAAGGAGGAGGAGAACCGCAGAGAAAGAAAAGAGGAGAAUCGCAUAGAACGAAAAGAGAAGGAGAACCUCAGAGAGGGAAAAAAGGAGAAGGAGUACCGCAGAGAAAGAAAAGAGAAGAACCGCAGAGAAAGAAAAAUGGAAGAGAACCACAGGGAAAGGAGAAAGGAGGAGGAGAACCUCAGGGAAAGGAGAAAGGAGGAGACCCACAGGUAAAGGAAAAAGGAGGAGACCCACAGGUAAAGGAAAAAGGAGGAGACCCACAGGUAAAGGAGAACGGAGGAGGGGAACCACAGGUAAAGGAGAACGGAGGAGGGGAACCACAGGGAAAGGAGAAAGGAGGAGACCCACAGGUAAAGGAGAACGGAGGAGGGGAACCACAGGGAAAGGAGAACAGAGGAGGGGAACCACAGGGAAAGGAGAAAGGAGGAGGAGAACCUCAGGGAAAGGAGAAAGGAGGAGACCCACAGGUAAAGGAGAACGGAGGAGGGGAACCACAGGGAAAGGAGAACAGAGGAGGGGAACCACAGGGAAAGGACGACAAGCGAAAGAAGUGCAGGAAAAGGGUGAGGCUCAGGGAGGGACAUGGCAAAGGAGAGAGAGCAGAGUUGUUCCAGAGACUACCUGAGCUGUCUAAAUCUAAAACAGUUGCUCAAAAGCCUAGCUCGCAGACAACUUUCCCCAGUACCCAUGAAGAGCAUGUUCCUACCAACUGUUCAGGGAUUGGAACCGGAACCAUUCUGCAACCCCAGCCGUCGGGUCAGCCACAGAACUCCAGUCCAAAAAGAUCUGGAGAGACUGAAUCAGACAGAGACCCAUUGAGACCCCCUGCUGUCAAGCGGACCCCCUCCAAGGGUCGGGCACCCACUGUGUGUCUCAAGAAGUUCCAAGAACUCCUGAAGCACAGGCACCAAAAGACGAGGAAGUCCACCAAAAGCAAGGAGACAAAAGAAAGUGAAAGAAAAUUAUUGAAACCCAAUGAAAGUGACAACGGUCAAAAUGAAUCAAGACUGAUGAACAAAAACACAAGUUCCUCCCAGUCUCUAGAAAGGGAGUCGGCCAUUAGACCAACCGUUGAUAAUGACCAUCAGACCAGCCGAACAGAGAGCGACCAGCCAGAGGAAAAAGAUGGAGGACACGACAGCAGCACUUGUGGACAGGAGACGGAGUAUCAAGAACAGAUCUACGAAGAGACUGAAAGAGAGAACGUUGAGGAUGGAGAACAUUUUGAGUACACAGAAAAAGUUUUAGACGGGGAAAACGUGGAUGCGUCAGGAGACUUUUUCAAACUCCGAGAGGAGCUGGCUACCUUAUCGAUGACAAGGACAAAGGACAUUGUGGAUCCUCAUCUGAGCGACAAAGGCAACAAGGAAGGAAGAGAUCUGGUUUCCAAGGAGAACAGAGCGAGGGAAACAGACUCGUCUUCAGAGACAAAACAGAAGACCGAAAAGGGGAAAGGAUCCGUGGUGGAGGCGUAUAGGAGAAGUGUGAUCAUCCAAGAGGUGGAGGAGAAAAUGGAGGAUGGAUAUUUGGAGAUGGAGAUCUCCAGCGAGGAGUUGGAUGUGGUUGAUGAGGUCCAGCAGACGUUGGGCUACGCCGGGGCUGAGGAAGUGAGUGGGGAAGAGGAGGAGAUAGAUGUAGAGGAGAUGGGUCCAACGAUGUAUCCUGAUGCAGCUUGGCAGGAGGUUCCCGGCGCCAGAGACGUGGACCAAGUGAGUUCCACCAUGGCCAGCUUCAGAGGCAUCACCCACAACCACAUCCACCUCCCUCAGAAAAUCAAAAUGGCGACCGCUGCCCCCGAGAUGGCCGACGUGAGUAUUCCGACCCCUCUGGAGGCAGAGCCUUCCACGCUGACAUCACGAAGGGUCACCACGGGGUCAACAGGAAGCUGGGAGCCAGAGGAGGAAGAGGAUGUGGAGGUGGACGUUCUUGAGUGGUCGCCGGAUGUGCGACCAAGAGUGUGGGGAGCGGGCCUUGAGCAAGGCGUCACAGAACUGACCGAGGAAGACGAGAUAGACGUGAUGGGAGAGGAAACGGACUGAGUAAGUGGGAUGGUGUACUCUUAGGGACGUGUUCAUUUAGAAUCCAGUAAUAAAUAAAAAAUAAUACAACGUUACCAUUGGAGAACGCAAGUGUGUAUUCUUCAACAGAAAGGCUAGCGUUGCAUGUGUGUGUUCUUCAACAGAAAGGCUAGCGUUGCAUGUGUGUGUUCUUCAACAGAAAGGCUAGCGUUGCAUGUGUGUAUUCUUCAACAGAAAGGCUAGCGUUGCAUGUGUGUGUUCUUCAACAGAAAGGCUAGCGUUGCAUGUGUGUAUUCUUCAACAGAAAGGCUAGCGUUGCAUGUGUGUAUUCUUCAACAGAAAGGCUAGCGUUGCAUGUGUGUAUUCUUCAACAGAAAGGCUAGCGUUGCAUGUGUGUGUUCUUCAACAGAAAGGCUAGCGUUGCAUGUGUGUGUUCUUCAACAGAAAGGCUAGCGUUGCAUGUGUGUGAUCUUCAACAGAAAGGCUAGCGUUGCAUGUGUGUGUUCUUCAACAGAAAGGCUAGCGUUGCAUGUGUGUGUUCAACAGAAAUGCUAGCGUUGCAUGUGUGUAUUCUUCAACAGAAAGGCUAGCGUUGCAUGUGUGUGUUCUUCAACAGAAAGGCUAGCGUUGCAAGUGUGUAUUCUUCAACAGAAAGGCUAGCGUUGCAAGUGUGUGUUCUUCAUUGGAAACGUUUGUUAUUUGCAACAGAUUCUAAACAGUGUGUUCUUGAGAAGAAAGGCUACCGUUCCUAAGCAACCUCCCCGCUCCUCCUCUCCACACUGUUAACUAUCGGAGCAGCCCCAACCUUCCACACUGACUUGAUGAGACUAACUCACAAAAUGAGGGUCUCGCUAUAUAAAAAAAAAAACCUUUGUUGAUUGUGAUUUUGUUGUUUUUGUUGUAACUGUUCUUCAGCAGAAUGCCUUAUGAGCCCUAGACUAGAGACUCGGCAAACGCAGCUACUCUUUUGUUACAUUUCAGGGCCUGUAUUGACAGCUUCUCAGAGUACGAGUGCAGAUCUAGGAUCAGUUUUUCCUUUCAAGUCAUAAUGAGUAACAGGGCCUACUCUGAGACGCUGGUGAAUACUGGACCCUGGUGUUCAUGCUGGUUAUUUUGAUACCUUCAGAAUCAGUCAGUGUCCAAUCAGAAGCACUUAAAUAUGUUUACAUCUGCCACUUUUGACAAGUUUUUUAUUUGUAGCUUCAUUGUUUGUAUAACUUUGUAAAUUAGAAAGAAGGCCUGUCAUUAAAAUAUAAUAAUUGUGUUGUAUUAAAAUGGCUUUCUUGACCA